Messenger RNA from Cannabis sativa, 473 nucleotides. Its product is annotated as succinate dehydrogenase subunit 7B, mitochondrial-like. NCBI's taxonomy places the organism in Eukaryota, Viridiplantae, Streptophyta, Magnoliopsida, Rosales, Cannabaceae. The record is from RefSeq and is a predicted model, not a curated record. The transcript has 4 exons. The coding region runs from base 1 to 312 and encodes 103 amino acids.
AUGGCUUUCAUCCUCAACAAAACUGCUGUUGGCUCUCAAUUGCGGUCUCACUUUCAGAUUCAGGGAGCAAGAAACAAUGCCCUUUCCCUCUCGCGUCGCCAAUUUCAUGUAGAACCAGGAAAGCGCAAACUAGCUCUCUUGGCUGAGGACCCAUCUUUAAAGCGAUUCAAGUCACAUAAGCCUAAUGUGAGGCGACUUAUGAGAGUGGGAGAUGUACUCACUAUAGUUGUUGUAGCAGGCUGUUGCUAUGAAAUAUAUACUAGAGCAGUGAUGCGAGAAGAGGCUCGAAAACAAGCAAAUCCGGAAAAUUGAAGUGCAUAAUGAUGAGUUUAUGUGUCUCUCUUUGGCCUUAAUAGUUCAGGCAACUAUAGCAGGAAUAUUCUGACUUUCAAAUGCAGAAAAAAUGGCUACAUUUACUUGAUUUGAAUUUAUGUUUUCCAGCCUCUUUCUUAAUAAGAUUUGUUGUAGUGGUG